AUGCUGGCAGACCCUAAAGUCUGCGUGGGAGCUGCAGGGGUACCCAAUGCUAAUCCUCCUAAACCCGCUAGCGAGCAGAAUAGUACUAGAAAAGCACAAGUGGUGAAAAUUUUGGGCGAAGGUGCAUUCGGUGAAGUAAAGUUGGUAGUAGAUCCUCGAAACCCCAUGUGCUGUGUAGCUUUGAAGUGUAUAGAUCUAAGGAAAUUCCAAAACAAUAGCGAAGCCCUGAAUCAGUUUAAGAAAGAGGCGUAUCUGCAGCGAUUACUAUCAACAAAAGAGUGUGACAACAUGAUUCGCUACAUAGGAAUGCGAGUAGAGACAGAAGGUGGAUUAAAUGAGCUU
Molecule: messenger RNA, 342 nt
Organism: Strongylus vulgaris
Lineage: Eukaryota; Metazoa; Nematoda; Chromadorea; Rhabditida; Strongylidae
Source: the annotation of a GenBank genome assembly